AUGCCCGAGCCGAGGAGCGGCGCGAGGACGCCGAGCGCAGGUGCGUCUGCAGGAGCCUGGGAAGAGCCAUGCGCGGGCGCCUCUGACACCAUGAUGUCCAUCCGGCAGAGGAAAGGAGGCAGAGCUGCCGACGCGGCGGGGGACGGCGUGGCCCCGCAGGAGCCCCCGCAGGAGGACACGGCGCCGGAACCCAAACUGCCCUCCGAAGGCGGUACCAGCAGAAGGUUAUGGAAGAUUCUGUCAUUCACCGUCGGUGGAGCCAUCGCCCUCUGUGCCGGACUCCUGACGUCUGUCUACCUGGCCACCUUACAUGAAAACGACUUAUGGUUUUCCAACAUCAAGGAGGUGGAGCGGGAGAUCUCCUUCCGGACGGAGUGCGGGCUGUACUACUCCUACUACAAGCAGAUGCUGCAGGCGCCCAGCCUGGUGCACGGUUUCCGUGGCCUAAUGUAUGAUAACAAAACAGAAUCCAUGCGGACCAUUAACCUGCUCCAGCGAAUGAACAUCUACCAGGAGGUCUUCCUCAGCGCUGUGUACCGAGCUCUGCCCAUACAGAAGUACCUGGAGCCCGUGUACUUCUACAUCUACACGCUGUUCGGGCUGCAGGCGGUCUACGUGGCUGCCCUCUACGCCACCAGCUGGCUCCUGAGCGGCACCUGGCUGUCAGGGCUCCUGGCCGCCUUCUGGUACGUCGCCAACAGGACGGACACCACCCGGGUGGAGUUCACCAUCCCGCUGCGGGAGAACUGGGCACUGCCCUUUUUUGCGGUCCAGGUCGCAGCCAUCACGUAUUUCCUGAGACCAAACCUGCGGCCUGUGUCCGAGUGGCUGACCCUGUUCACCAUCUUCACGUCGACGUUCGUCUUCAGUCUGACCUGGCAGUUCAAUCAGUUCACGAUGCUGGUGCAGGCUCUGGGGCUGUUCGCCCUGGACUCCCUGGACAUGCUGCCGGCCGCCAAGGCCACGUGGCUGUACUCCAUCCAGGUCACGGCUCUGCUCCUGGUCUGCGCCCUGCAGUUCUUCAAUUCCAUGAUUCUUGGAUCGUUGCUCAUCAGUUUCAACCUCUCAGUGUUAAUUGCAAGAAAACUUCAGAAAAAUCUGAAAACUGGAAACUUCCUUCAUAGGCUUGGAAAACUGUUGUUACAUUUACUUGUGGUUUUAUGUCUGACGCUUUUUCUCAACAACAUUAUUAAGAAAGCGCUGAACCUGAGGUCAGACGAGCACAUCUUUAAGUUUCUGAAGGCUAAGUUCGGAUUCGGAGCAACAAGAGACUUCGAUGCGAACCUGUACCUGUGCGAGGAGGCCUUCGGCCUGCUGCCCUGGGACACGUUCGGGCGGCUCUCGGACACGCUGCUGCUCCACGCCUACCUGCUCGUGCUGGGCGUCACGGCGACCACGGCGCUAGCUGUCGCCCUCCGGCAUCUCAGUGACUCCCCCACCCAGGGUCUCCCGGGAAGAUGCGCGGUCAGCCUGGGGCCCGACACCGCCUACAACCUCACGCACACCCUCGUGUUCGGAGCCUUGGCGCUGAGCACCAUGAGGAUGAAGUACCUGUGGACGCCACACGUGUGCGUGUUUGCAGCUGCCGGGCUGUGCAGCCCUGAAGUGUGGGGGUCCCUCCUGAAGGUCGCCCGCCUUCACACCCCGGCUAGGGUGUGUGUGGUGCGGCACACGGUCCCCACGCUGCUGCUGCUCUGCCUGGGCUGUAAGCUCUGGCCGGGUGUGAUGGACGAGCUGUCAGAGCUGAGGGAGUUCUACGACCCUGACACCGUGGAGCUGAUGCACUGGAUUAACUCCAACACCCCGCAGACAGCCGUGUUUGCGGGCAGCAUGCAGCUGCUGGCCGGGGUCAAGCUGUGCACGGGCAGGACGCUCACCAACCACCCACACUACGAGGACAGCGGGCUGCGGGCGCGCACCCGGGCGGUGUACCAGGUGUAUGCACGGAGGCCCCCCGAGGAGGUGCACGCACUGCUCCGCGCCCUGGGCACCGACUUCGUGAUCCUGGAGGACAGCAUCUGCUUCGAGCGCCGGCACCAGCGUGGCUGCCGCCUGCGGGACCUGCUGGACGUGGCCAACGGACACGUGAUGGACGGCCCGGGAGAAAACGAGGCGGGGCUGCAGCCCGCAGGCCACCCCCGCUUCUGCGAGGAGAUCCGGAGGGGCCUGCCGGCCUACACGGCACUCUUCACUCGCGUGUUCCAGAACAAGACCUUCCACGUCUACCGGCUCCAGAAGGACGCGGCCAGGCCGCCCGCUCCGUCUCCGGCAGGGCAGACGCGAUAG
Pipistrellus nathusii (Nathusius's pipistrelle) is the source of this 2286-nucleotide messenger RNA. Lineage: Eukaryota; Metazoa; Chordata; Mammalia; Chiroptera; Vespertilionidae. The record is from the annotation of a GenBank genome assembly.